GGAUUCUUUGAAUUUAACCGUUGGAACGAUGUGACGCUGUAAGUAGAUACUACCGGUAUCAGUUAUAUGGUUUCCGCCAGUGUCUAGAUUUCUUGGCUCCAUACAUAUGUGACUUAUCAUGUGAGCGGGGAACAAUCACCAACGGGUAGAGCCGCCGCUAUGAAGGACCGGCGAAUGCUUAUUGAACGGGGCUCAGCUAUAUUGACGUGUGUAGAAUUCGGGGUUUUAAACGGAAACCAACAGUCUUGAAAUUCAAUACACUGCCAGGCUUGAAUUGUACAUAAUUGUCUGCUCCCACGGCUGGACACGAUUACUGUGCUGGUAUGGUUAUUCGCUGGCUCACCCAUCUGAGCGGACUUUUUUUGAGCUGUCUCCUUGACUCCCCACAUAACAAACGCCAUGGUUGCCCUUGACAAUCUACGCAUCCUCAUUGUUGGGGCUGGGCCAAUUGGUCUCACUGCGGCAGCGGCACUGUCACAAGAUGGACACGACGUCAAAGUGCUUGAACGAUAUCCAAACCUACAAACAAAUGGCGGUACCAUCGUAGUCCAGUCUCCAGCAGCCAGAGCCUUGAAAGAAAUUGGACUCUGGGAGAAGCUGCAGAGCAUUAGCGUCCCAAACAAGUCGUUCAGCUUCUGGUCAUAUAAAGAUCCUAGUGGACCAAUGAUAACGUUCGGCAGGUCGUCUGGAUCAGACAUGGUUCAUACCGACCGGCCGGCGUUGCAACGGAUUGCCUAUGAGGCUGCUGUCGCUUCUGGAGUACAUGUGCUAUUUGGCAAACGAGUUGAACGCUUAGACGAGGAUGCGACACCUCUACGGGUCUGGACUGCCGACGAUCAAGAGUAUACGGCAGACAUAAUCAUAGGUGCAGAUGGUAUCAAAUCUGGAAUAAGGAAGCUCCUGUUCCCAUCUCAAAUUCUUGAUCCUGUCCUCACGACUGAGUGCAUUUUUCAGGCGCAGCUCAGUGAGGACGUAACUGCGUCCGAUCCUCGCAUUGCACCCUACAUGGACAUUGGAUCGGGCCACGGUACACUCGGACCGGGCCGCUUUACUUUUUUUAGGGCAACAGAUGACGGCAAAUUGUACUUGUUGUUUGUCGUUAUGAAUUACGGGACGACUCAGACAGACGGCGUAAGUGCCAGCUGGAACACCCCUGGAGAUAUUGAUGAGCUGCGGAGUAUAUUUUCCGAAUUUGGUGACCCACUUCACGCGUGCCUAGAGCAUGUUGAGAGCUGUAUAAGAUGGCCAAUUGCCGUUGCUCCUCCUCUGAAGACUUGGCGGGGUGUCAGCGGCAGAGUGCUACUGCUAGGCGACGCAGCGCAUGCAAUGGUGCCACAUGCUGCUAACGGCGUGAGCCAGGGAAUAGAAGGAGCUGUCGCCCUGGCUAGGCUCCUUAGACGGAGGAAUCAUGCCAAUGCGAACAUCCCGAAGUUACUUGAGCUAUUCGAGCAGUUCCGGCGGCCUAGAGUUGAGAAGUUUGCCACCAUGAGUCUUGGAAAUGCAGCAGCGAACAGCUUGACAGACGGGCCAGAGCAAGAAUCCCGCGAUGCGCGUUACAGAGCCAUGAACAACAGCAGCGAACCAAAACCCGUCGCAGCUCAGGAGCCGGUGACUAUGGAUAUAAACGCGCCACAGCACAGCCCGGCCUUCCAAAAAUGGAUGAACGAAUACGAUGUAGUUCAUGAGCUCGAUCGCUUCGUGGAUGAAAAAUUAGUAUAAGUCUUAACACCAUAAUGGGACUUGAUUUACCCUGAAAGACUGUCGGUACGUUGAGAUAUAUCGAGAUGAUUGCUUCACAGGUCUUACGAUAAAGAAAGGGCUCAACGCAUUGCCAAAGAUAAUUUUCACUUCAACAAGGCAUCAAUGGGGAGAGUUCGUACACAUUAUGUGCAUGUUCAUAGACGGCGUAUUUGUG
This is a messenger RNA of Truncatella angustata, 1915 nucleotides long. RefSeq lists its product as uncharacterized. Gene Ontology annotation, molecular function: monooxygenase activity; FAD binding. Gene Ontology annotation, biological process: secondary metabolite biosynthetic process. The transcript is spliced from 2 exons. Bases 400 to 1719 code for a protein of 439 amino acids. NCBI's taxonomy places the organism in Eukaryota, Fungi, Ascomycota, Sordariomycetes, Amphisphaeriales, Sporocadaceae. The record is from RefSeq and is a predicted model, not a curated record.